GUCAGCCGAAAAGGCACCUUCUCACUACAGGUUGGAGUGUCUUUGUCAGUGCAAAGAGGCUUGUUGCUGGUGAUUCAGUCCUUUUCAUCUGGAAUGAAAAAAAUCAAUUACUCUUGGGCAUACGGCGAGCAAAUCGUCCACAGACUAUCAUGCCAUCAUCAGUUCUGUCAAGUGAUAGCAUGCACAUUGGUCUUCUUGCUGCUGCAGCUCAUGCAGCUGCCACAAACAGCCGCUUUACUAUAUUCUAUAAUCCUAGGGCAAGCCCAUCUGAAUUUGUCAUUCCUUUGGCCAAGUAUGUUAAAGCAGUGUAUCAUACACGAGUUUCUGUUGGCAUGCGAUUUAGAAUGCUGUUUGAGACAGAAGAAUCAAGUGUUCGUCGAUACAUGGGUACCAUUACUGGUAUUAGUGAUUUAGAUCCGGUCCGCUGGCCAAAUUCACACUGGCGUUCUGUGAAGGUUGGCUGGGAUGAGUCCACUGCAGGGGAGCGGCAGCCAAGAGUUUCCUUGUGGGAGAUUGAACCUUUGACAACAUUCCCGAUGUAUCCGUCUCCAUUUCCCUUAAGGUUGAGGCGUCCUUGGCCAACAGGCCUACCUUCUUUAUAUGGUCUCAAGGAUGGAGACAUGGGCAUUGGUUCUCCAUUCAUGUGGCUCCAAGGUGGCCUUGGGGAUCAAGGAAUGCAAUCUUUAAACUUCCAGGGGCUCGGUGUUACACCAUGGAUGCAACCUAGACUUGACGCAUCUAUUCCUGGUCUCCAACCAGAGUUGUACCAAGCAAUGACUUCUUCUGCAUUCCAGGAAAUGAGGACAAUGGACCCUUCAAAAUCUUCCCAAUCUCUGUUGCAGUUUCAGCAGACCUCAAAUGUCCCCAGUGCUAAUACAUCUGAGGUACAGAGGCAAGUAUUACCACCGCCUCAUCCUCAAAGCACCCUUCUUCAAAAUUUUCAAGAAAACCAAGUGCCUGGUCAGUCACAACUUCUGCAACAGCAGUUGCAUCGUUACCACCCAUACAGUGAUCAGCGGCAACAGCAACUGAAAAAUUUGCCUAUUCAGCAGUUACCGAGUGUCAUCUCUCCUUUGUCUAAUUUUGCAUCAGGUACCCAGUCUCAAUCUCCUCCCAUGCAAGCUCUUGCUACGCAUUGCCAGCAGCAGAGUUUUCCUGAACCUAUCAGGAAUCAUAUUUCUGGUUCUGAUGUUUCCCCUAUCCAGAGUCUACUAGGUUCGUUCUCCCAGGAUGGAACAUCCCAGUUACUUAACUUGAAUGGAUCCAACUCGGUUAUGUCUUCUGCAUCCAUCCUACCCAAGCAAAUGACAGUUGAACCUCAGCUUCCCUCUGCUGCUGCUCAGUGCGUAUUGCCUCAGGUGGAAAACUUGGGAACAUCGCAAUCAAAUGUGUCUGAACUUGCUGCUUUGCCUCCAUUUCCUGGAAGAGAACAUUCUGCAUACCAUGGUGCUGCUGAUCCUCAGAGCAAUCUUUUAUUUGGGAUUAACAUUGAUCCCUCUUCUCUUAUGCUGCAAAAUGGCAUGUCAAACCUGAGAAAUAUAGGCAACGUGAAUGAUUCAUUAUCAUUGCCAUUUUCUGCUUCAAAUUGUGGUGGUGCUACAGGCACUGAUUUCCCCUUAAGUUCAAACAUGACAACUUCGAGUUGUGUGGAUGAAUCAGGCUUCUUGCAGUCUUCUGAAAAUGUAGACCAAGCAAACACACCAACUGGAACCUUUGUUAAGGUUCACAAGUCAGGGUCCUUUGGCAGGUCACUGGACAUUUCUAAGUUCAGCAGCUAUGAUGAACUGCGUAGUGAGCUUGCUCGGAUGUUUGGCCUUGAAGGCCAACUAGAGGACCCUAAGACUCAGAGAUCAGGCUGGCAGCUUGUAUUUGUUGACCGGGAGAAUGAUGUUCUUCUUCUGGGUGAUGAUCCUUGGCAGGAGUUUGUGAACAAUGUGUGGUACAUAAAAAUACUAUCUCCACUAGAAGUGCAGCAAAUGGGCAAAGGUGUUAGUCCUUCUACUUCUGCCCCAGGUCACAAACUUUCAACCUCUGGCAACUCUUGUGAUAAUUAUGUGAGUCAACAAGAGUUGAGAAGUUCCAGAAAUGGCAUGGCAUCAAUGGGGUCUUUUCACUACUAG
Messenger RNA from Sphenostylis stenocarpa, 2120 nucleotides. The record is from the annotation of a GenBank genome assembly. Lineage: Eukaryota; Viridiplantae; Streptophyta; Magnoliopsida; Fabales; Fabaceae.